AUGGGUCUCAUAGAUGUGCUCAAGUCGUUCAAAUCCCCAAGUGGACGCGAGAUUCGUAUUCUUCUACUCGGACUCGACAACGCGGGAAAGACAACAAUACUGAAGCAGUUGUCGUCGGAAGACGUGACUCAUGUGACGCCGACGAAGGGAUUCAACGUCAAAACAGUGGCUGCAAUGGGCGAUAUCCGGCUGAAUGUGUGGGACAUCGGAGGGCAGCGGUCGAUCCGUCCCUACUGGGCCAACUACUUCGACAAUAUCGACACGCUCAUCUUCGUGAUCGACAGCAACGACAAGAAACGAUUCGAUGAGAUGAACAUGGAACUCGGCGAUCUGCUCGAUGAGGACAAGCUGGCCAAGGUGCCCGUGCUAAUUUACGCCAACAAACAGGACCUCCCGACUGCCGCCACUGCAGAAGAUAUUUCCGAACGGUGAGUGCUCCGUGAGCAUUCGGUUGAUUUCCCCUGUUGUCUUAGACUGAAGCUCAGCCUGCUCCGUGACCGUCCGUGGCACAUCCAAGCCUGCUCGGCUGUCAGAAACGAGGGAAUCAACGAUGGAAUCACUUGGGUUUCCAACCAUCUGAAGGAAGUUAGAAAGAAAUAGUCACAUUUCGUACUUCUUAUAGAUUAUGCCGCAUCUGCGUUCUGUUGAAUUGAAGAGUUCAGCAGAGCGCGGUUGUUUGUGAGACUUUCUGAUUAUCCAAUCAUUCCCUUAAAUAUCCAUGAAUGUCAUCGCUUUUUCGUAUUUCUCAUAUUUAGUUCAGAACAAUUAUUCGUCUAUGUUCAAUAAAUAAGCGUCUUAUUCGUCUUUGUUUUUUUGUUGCUGCCGAUUCCCCAGCUCCACCUCCCAAAUGCUAAUUUCUCUUUAUUACAGACUCUCAUCAGCUCGCAUCCCAUCUCGAUCGACACAUACAAAAAGGAGGUGGAAAAUGUAAGGCUUCUGAAGUAGUCAAGGCGAUCGCGUGACGUGGUGCGGCGCGCGGAUAAUAAGCACAUACGCCAGACAUGAUUAGUUUUUCGCUCGAUUUUCUGUCUUGUUAUUCAGGCCGUCGAGCUGCUCUACAAAGCUGAUCAUUUCCAUUAUUUCUUCACCGACAGAGAUGGAACAUUGAAGAGUUACUCGUGCAGUUAUCCGUCCAGCAUUCAGCCAGCCUACUCUGGAGUCAUUCAAGUGAGUUUCCACCGGAAACUGCCCGUUACCUGAGCACUGACACCCAACUAUUUAGGCUCAAUUUGCUCGUAGAUGUGCACAAACAUGUGUGAUCCUGACUACUGCUCCACUCAUGCACAUAGGUAGGAGUCAUCAGGCAACUAUCCGGAACGUCAUCUGUCUCAUUACAGGAGUCCUCGACGUCUCUACAAUUCCAAACGGCUACUACUACUUCGGAGCUUCCGGAGGACGUGAAUGGUUCAUUGAUUCCGGGCACCAUUUCAAGGAUGAAUCCAUUCUGAAAGGAGAGAAAGUUGACGUGCUGGCUAGUGUAAGCUAAAAUCAGAAAAACUCUGUUUACCAUUACUUUUUGUUAUUUCAGGCGUUCACCAGAAUCUCGCACCUUCUCGAGGAGGCCGAGUUCCGCCCGUUCACCUGGGUUGGAUCUGGUCUUCAGAAGCAUUACGGUCACUUGACAAUUGCGUAUCAGGAUGUGUACAAAAGCAUUAGUGAGGAACAGGGAAAACGAUUAUUCGAGGAGGUUGAGAAAAUUAUAAAUGAUGUGGAUCCGCAGGGAACACGACUUCAAUUGUCGAGCACCGAAUUUGAUAUCAAAGUGAACAUGAAGGUAACGAUUUAAAGGAACCGGUGAAGCGACCUUUAACAAAUGAGUUUCAGACAGAAAACGACGGAAGAGUGUUCGAUAAAGGAGAUGGGCUCAGAAUGCUUUGCGAGAAAAUGCACUGUGAUUUGACUGUAAGCAAUCAAAACUAAAUGAAAUAAGUAUAUUUGUUCAGGAGGGAAAUGUGUUGGUAUGCGGAGAUUCGUCGACUGAUAUUCCAAUGCUCAAAGAGUGUUUGCUCCGGAAUGCACAAGGCGUGUACACUAUUUGGGUGACAACAAACGAGAAACUGCAGGAAGAGGUGAGCAAGCUCUCUGCCGCACUACAGUACCCUAACGUACUCCUUGCAGGUCCGUGCUCUUUGCGCCUCUUUCAAAAACUCCAACAUCGCGUUCGUUUCGUGCCCGGAGGUACUUCUCGGCGCCAUGGCUCAGGCAACCAUUCGCGAGAUCAACAUCACGAGAACUCGAAAACUAUCCAGACACAUUGUAUGA
Messenger RNA from Caenorhabditis sp. 36 PRJEB53466, 2262 nucleotides. The record is from the annotation of a GenBank genome assembly. NCBI's taxonomy places the organism in Eukaryota, Metazoa, Nematoda, Chromadorea, Rhabditida, Rhabditidae.